AUGAACAGGGCCGGACUACUUUUAGAUUUUUCCUUCUCUUCCGUUAUUCUUCUGUUUCGUUUCGAUAUCUACUGUACGCUUCUACAACUCCUCUCUGCCGCCCCUCUCUCUCGCGACGUCUCCGUCGUCUCCGCGCUCGUCCCCGCGGACGCGCUCGACGUCGCCGCCGAUCGAAGCCGCCGCGUCGUCCCCCACCCCACCGUCCCCGCCCCCGCCGGCGGCGUCCGCCUCGCGACACCGCGCCAACCGCGCCGCGUUCCUCUCGACGACGCGCGCGCUCACCCCGCGUCGUUCCCUCGCGCUGAGCGCGUCCCAGUUCGAUAUCCGCCGCAUCGUGCAGUCGUCGUUCACGAUGAUCGGGCCGAGAUCCUCGAGGGCGACUCUCUCGCCGAACCGAACGCGCCGCCGCGGGCCGCCGCCGCCGCCGUUGUCGUCGUCGCCGACGCCUCCCGGCUCGAGGACGGGGAUCCCGCCCGCGGCGUCGUCCGCGCCGUCGGACGGCGGCGGCGACGAUGGCGACGACGACGACGCGACGACGACGCGCGCCGUCGCCGCGACGAGCGUCAACGCGAGGAGGAGGAGGAGCGAAAGGAGGAGCGACGACGACGACGACGGCUUGGAGCACCGAGACGACCGCGUCGAUCGCGAUCUCGCGGUUCCGUCCUCGCGCCGCGCCCGGCCCGACGGAGAAGACAUCGAGUGACGACGACGACGACGACGACGCGCGCCGUGCCGUCCACCGCGCGCGCCGUCGCGCCGCGGCGGCGAAGACGGCGCCGGGACGCCCCGCGCGGCGUUCGGUCGUUGUGA
Molecule: messenger RNA, 810 nt
Organism: Micromonas pusilla CCMP1545
Lineage: Eukaryota; Viridiplantae; Chlorophyta; Mamiellophyceae; Mamiellales; Mamiellaceae
Exons: 2
Coding region: 1-810 (269 amino acids)
Source: RefSeq, a predicted model, not a curated record